ACCCUUUUCUCCGAACUAUCUAGAACCCAUCUUUCUCUUUGUAUGUCUCUCUCUCCACGCCAUUAAAGCCCCCACACACCCGCUUUGAGAUUCACUCUAAACACACACACACAUACAGUCUCUCUCUCUCUCUCUCUCUGUGUCUCUGUCUCUGUAAGCUUAGAAUCCUUUUUUGUCUCUUAUCUCUAUCGCUUUUUUGAGAUGGAUGAGGACUUCGAAAUGCCGACUGGGGCUGACGAGAUGAUGAACAUGAACGAAGUCGACGAUUUGGAUCUCCCAGAAGACACUCCUCCCAUUCUCAAAGUCGGUGAAGAGAAGGAGAUCGGUAAACAAGGGUUGAAGAAGAAGCUUUUGAAAGAAGGUCAAAACUGGGACACACCUGAAAAUGGCGACGAGGUCGAAGUUCAUUAUACGGGGACUUUGCUUGAUGGAACUCAGUUCGAUUCGAGUCGUGAUAGAGGGACGCCUUUCAAGUUCACUCUCGGACAAGGACAAGUAAUCAAAGGAUGGGAUCUGGGUAUCAAAACUAUGAAGAAAGGUGAAAAUGCCUUAUUUACCAUUCCUCCUGAGCUAGCUUAUGGUGAGUCUGGUUCUCCUCCAACCAUUCCUCCAAAUGCCACUUUGCAAUUCGAUGUUGAGUUGCUGUCUUGGACUAGUGUCAAGGACAUAUGUAAGGAUGGUGGAAUAUUUAAGAAGAUUCUCACUGAAGGAGAGAAAUGGGAGAAUCCAAAGGACCUUGAUGAAGUGUUAGUUAAGUAUGAAGUUCGCCUUGAGGAUGGAACCCUCAUUGCAAAAUCUGAGGGAGUUGAAUUCACCGUUAAAGAGGGUUGUUUCUGCCCUGCACUGUCCAAGGCUGUUAAAACAAUGAAGAAGGGGGAAAAGGUGCUUUUGACAGUGAAGCCGCAAUAUGGAUUUGGGGAAAAGGGUCGCCCAGCUUCUGGUGAUCAAGGUGCAGUCCCACCAAAUGCAACACUGCAGAUAACUCUUGAAUUGGUAUCAUGGAAGACUGUAUCAGAAAUCACUGAUGACAAGAAGAUUAUAAAGAAGAUCCUGAAGGAAGGAGAGGGCUAUGAGCGUCCAAAUGAUGGAUCUGUUGUCAAAUUGAAAUUGAUUGGUAAACUGCAAGAUGGUACUGUAUUUUUAAAGAAAGGCCAUGGAGAUGGAGAUGAGCUGUUUGAAUUCAAGACAGAUGAUGAGCAAGUUAUUGAUGGGCUUGAUAAAGCUGUGAUGACAAUGAAGAAGGGUGAGGUAGCCUUGUUGACUAUAGCCCCGGAGUAUGCUUUUGGGUCCUCUGAAUCCCAGCAGGAGUUGGCUGUGGUUCCUCCCAACUCCACUGUGUCCUAUGAGGUUGAGAUGGUAUCUUUUGACAAGGAGAAGGAAUCAUGGGAUAUGAACACUCCAGAAAAAAUUGAAGCUGCCGGUAAAAAGAAGGAAGAAGGAAAUUUAUUGUUCAAGGCUGGUAAAUAUGCAAAGGCUUCCAAGAAAUAUGAGAAGGCUGUGAAGUACAUUGAUUAUGACUCGGCCUUUGAAGAGGAGGACAAAAAGCAGUCUAAAGCAUUGAAGGUUGCAUGCAAUCUGAACAAUGCAGCUUGCAAGUUGAAGUUAAGAGAUUACAAGGAGGCUGAAAAAUUGUGCACCAAGGUGUUAGAGCUUGAGAGUAGAAAUGUUAAGGCUCUUUACAGAAGGGCUCAGGCAUAUAUUCAACUGGCAGACUUGGAUUUAGCCGAAUUUGAUAUCAAGAAAGCUCUUGAGAUUGACCCUGACAACAGGGAUGUAAAGCUUGAGUACAAAACCUUGAAGGAGAAGGUCAAGGAAUACAAUAAGAAAGAGGCCAAGUUUUAUGGCAACAUGUUUGCCAAGCUAAAUAAGUUGGAGCCUCAUGAAUCAGAUAAAGCUGCAGCUAAGGAAGCUGAGCCAAUGAGUGUAGACAGCAAGGCAUAAAUGGAGUGCAACACGAACUUUGACUUCUUUCUUAUAAGAGUGAAUCCCUCAUUUUAUUGGUUUACUGCUCUUUGUUUCCCUUUCAUAAAUAGGACUUGCUCUUGGCAUAGAGAGGUUGAAAUGAAUUUUCUGUACUGAGGAUUAUUGACAUAAAUUUUUAAUUGUGAACUCUUAUUAAUAGAAGAAACUUGUGAUGAACUAA
Quercus robur (English oak) is the source of this 2143-nucleotide messenger RNA. Its product is annotated as peptidyl-prolyl cis-trans isomerase FKBP62. The record is from RefSeq and is a predicted model, not a curated record. The transcript has 13 exons. Bases 202 to 1941 code for a protein of 579 amino acids. Lineage: Eukaryota; Viridiplantae; Streptophyta; Magnoliopsida; Fagales; Fagaceae. Gene Ontology annotation, molecular function: protein binding; peptidyl-prolyl cis-trans isomerase activity.